Molecule: messenger RNA, 8995 nt
Organism: Mauremys reevesii (Reeves's turtle)
Lineage: Eukaryota; Metazoa; Chordata; Testudines; Geoemydidae
Exons: 3
Coding region: 416-8950 (2844 amino acids)
Source: RefSeq, a predicted model, not a curated record
GAGUGUAGUGUCUCCACCCCCAGUGGUGUCCAGACCGUCCUCCCCAGCAUGUUUGACGCGGGAGUGGGGAUCAUGCAGAGCUGGUUCUGUGCCUGCUGGGACAGCUCCUGGGUGUUGUACACCUGCGUCCUUCUGGUCCUGGUCAUCUGGGUGGCCAUGGCGACACAGCACAGCUUCUCCUGGAGAAGCAGGAUGGCUCUUCUGGUCCGCAGGCUGCGGCGGAGGGGGAUGGAGGAUGAGGGAGAAGGUAAGGCCCUGCCUCACGCUCCCUGACGGCUCCCUGGCUCAGAAUCCCAGGGCUUCUCCCAAGCCUCCACCCUGGCCCAGGGGUCCCACACGAGGCCCCCCAGGCUUGGCCUGCCCCUGGGGAUGGGAGCAGGAGCCAAGGUGCUGACUGGAGCUGGGAUAAGCUGACAUGCUGCUAAUGAACCAUCGUCUGGGGGCUUUGCAGCGAUGGAGGCAAACACCCCAUUGUCUGUCCCCUCUGGCAGGUUGUCCCCAUGUCCUCCAGGGCUUUGUGCAGGCUAAUGGUGCAAAGAAGCGGCGGGUGAAGCAGCCACGUCACCGGCUGUGCCAGGACCCCCCACGCCUCGCUCGCCGAGCCGCCAGGUGCCGCUCCAUCCGGCAGCUGCUGUGUGACAACUCAGACUGCGCCCUGUGCGACGAGGCAGCCCGGCAAGCCGAGCGGCUGCUGUACACCGAUCGGGCCAGUGCGUGGGUCCCUGCCAGGCCAGGGUCACCUCCUACUCCCACCUCCCGCUCCAAAGGGAGGAACCAGCAGGCCAAAGGCUCCUCCACAGAGCAGGACGAAUGUCUCUUCUGCUCCUCUCUCUGCGCUGAGACUCUCCUUCGCGGGCAAGAGCAGGCCCAGAGCUCCUCUUCUCUCCAGCACGAGCCUCCCCUACUCGCUUGGGAGCUGAGAACUAGAUCAAGCCAGCACAAGCCAUUUCUUCCCAGGCAUGAAGAGUACCCCAGCCCCGCUCCUGCCCAGCACGAGCCCUUCCCUCCAAGCCAAGCGGAACAUGGCUGGGUCGAGAGUUUCCUGCGCAGAGGCAGAGCAAGGAGCCCCCAGGCAGCUCCCCAGAGGCAGGUGCAUCGCCCCGAUUGGGUGCCAUUUCUGGCCAAGUCCCCAGGCGGGACCAGGAUGUCAGGGCAGGAGGCCAAACAGCAGCGAGACCGAGAAAGCACGGCACCCAGGGCCACGGGGGAAGCUCCAAUAUCUCUGGCUGGGAGACCCCCGGCGCGGGUCAGCCCUGGAGCCCUGCGUGUGCCCGGCAGGCUCGAAUUGGCCGAAACGGAGACCCCCUUCCUCCAGAGUGAUGUCAGGGCCAGUCUCGAGCGGCACGUCCAGGUAAAGAGGCUGCAGCACACCCUGGGGCUGCCCUGCACCCUGCAGAGCGCGUUGAAGAUCUUCAUGCCCCCAGCACCGAAACCCAUCGCCCGCAGACCCUCGGGGGCAGGCAGGGUGGUGACGAUGCCACAGUCCCUGCCCUUCCUGAGCAUCGGCUCCAGGACAGAGCUGGAGCGGCAUCUGCAAAGGAUGGUGCAUCUUAAGAGAUGGGGGCUGCCCAGGAGGAUCCAGGAGUCCCUGAGGCUGCUGAUGCCAGCCACACCUCCACACCUCCGGCUCGGCCCCCUGCCGUCUGGGAGAUGGGCACCAAGGGGGCCAGGCCCAGUGACAAGAGCAGCCCAGACACCCGGCCUCAGAGCUAGAGCCCCAGCCCAGGCCUCCCAGGGACCCGCCACAGCGUCCAAAUCCUCGCCCGGCUCGCACUGCUGCAGAGACACCCGGGAGCUGCAGGGGCACAUUGCCAGGAAGGGCUUGGAAAUCAGACUAGGCGCGCUGCCCGCCGUGCUGAGGCGCUCUCAGAAAAUGGCUGCCCUGGGGCGCAGAGACCUGCUCCUGCCUAAACUGAUCCCCCCAGGCUGCAAGGCCCCCCUGGCCCGCCACAGGCUCUGCCCCCUGCUCAGGUGCAAGGCAGGCAGCGUGGAGCUCAACGUGAGGCACAAGCACAUCCAGUACCUCUGGGCUCUCCCCACCCUGUACGCGGAGUCCCUGGCCAAGAUGGUGCCCAGCCCGCCCGUGCCACCCGCCCCCCUGUUGCCCCUGGGUGUGACCAUCGAGUUCUGCCCCCUGGAGACUCCCUUCGUGGCCCCCGAGGGCCGGGAGCUGCUGGAGAGGCAUGUCCUGAAUAAGCGGCUGCAGCACGAAUGGGGCCUGCCGGGCCUGGUGCGGCGAUCGCUGAGGUGUUUCAUGCCACCCCCGCCCACGCGCCCCAGGCCCAAGGGGAGCGACCGGCCGGCAGCCAUGGAGCUCCGUGUCAGCAGCGGGGCCCCUCCCAUCCCUCUGGCCACCAAGAGGGAGCUGGAAGCCCACAUCCGGCGCAGGGUGGCCGAGAGGAGGUGGGGGCUCCCCAGGAGGGUGCAGGAGUCCCUGCGGGGCUUCAUGCCCCCCACGACCGCAGCUCCGGGGACACAUCCAGACACGCAAGGCAGAAGGGCCAGCCGGCCACUCAGGGGGCUGUCAGCGAGAAGGGCUCCAAGAGAAUCACCCUCCAGGGCUGCACCCGUGGGCCCCACAGCGGUGGCUGUCUCCUUAGCCGGGCCCCUGGGAACUGCAUGGUGCCAGCCCCUCAGCCGGGACACGUGCCACCAGCUGCUGGAGAGACAUGUGACCAGGAAAAACAUAGAGAUCCGUCUGGGCCUGAUCCCCCGCAGGGCCCAACACUCACAGAAAGCCGCCCGCCGGGUGGGAAAGCUCCCCUUGCCCCGGCUGAUUCGGCCGGGCCAGAGAUCCCUGGAGCUGCGGCCCCGGGAGCUGCUCUUCCUGGAGCAGGCGGUCUCGGAUCACCUGGAGCUCAACCUUCUCCACAAGCACCUGAGCUUCAGGUGGGGGCUGCCCACGCUCUACCGACAGUCCCUGGCCAAGCUGUUCCACGCAGGCCCCUCGCCUGCCCCGCCGCCCGCCAGCUCCCGCGCAGCUGGAACCGAGUUCACGGAGCAGGAGCUGCCCUUCCUCCCACCGGGAGCCCGGGAGGAGCUGGAGCUGCAUGUCAAGAAGAAGAGGCUGCAGCACGAGUGGGGGCUGCCUGUGAUCGUCCAGAAAUCCAUGCGGGGUCUGAUGGCGGCUGCCCCCGGCCCCGGCCAGCCCAAGGCCCCUCCGUCGGCCAACAGGGACGUGGCCGUUCUCCAGCCCGAGCUGUCCUUCCUCAAUGAGGGCAGCAGACGAGAGCUGGAGCUCAGCCUCCGCAAGAGACUCAUGCACCGGCGCUGGGGGCUGCCCAGGAGGAUCCAGGAGUCGGUGCGGCUGCUCCAGCCUGCCUCAGCCCCUGCAGAGUUUAGGCCUCGCAGCUGUACAGAAAAGGAUGCAGAGGGGUCUUUCCUGCUGCCCUGGCACAAGAGCACCGUGCACCUGGAGCGGGGCGUGGGGAAAGCCAGGAGAGUGGUCGCUGCUCCCCACCCGCGGCUCAGCCUGGGACGUUAUGCUCAGGAGCGGCUGCAGAUCCACAUGGCAAAGAAAUGUGUGGAGAUCCGGCUGGGGGCCGUCCCAGCUGCAGUGAGACGCUCUUGGCAAAGGCUGCAUCUCGUGUCCCAGCUGCCCCUCCCCAAGCUGAUCCCUGCUGGGGACAGGGCCCCCAAAGCCAGGAGAACCCUGCUGCCCUUCGUGCACCCGGAGGACGUCUGCCACCUCGAGCUGAAUGUGCAGCACAAACAUCUCACAGCCCUGUGGGGUCUGGGCACUCUCUACACCCAGUCCCUCAGCCGGAUGGUUCCCAGGGCGCCCCCUGGGCCGGUUCCACCCCGUGAGGCGGAAGUCGAGUUUUGGGCACGGGAGGCUCUGUUCCUGGGCCUGGAGGCCAGAGAGGCCCUGGAGCUGCACGUGAGGAAGAAGAGGCUGCAGCACGAGUGGGGGCUGCCUCUGAUCAUCCAGAAAUCCAUGCGGGGCCUGAUGGCGGCUGCCCCCCGCUCCGGCCAGCCCAAGGCCCCUCCGCCGGCCGACAGGGACGUGGCCAUUCUCCAGCCUGAGCUGUCCUUCCUCAGUGAGGGCAGCCGACGAGAGCUGGAGCUCAGCCUCCGCAAGAGACUCAUGCACCGGCGCUGGGGGCUGCCCAGGAGGAUCCAGGAGUCGGUGCGGCUGCUCCAGCCUGCUUCAGCCCCUGCAGAGUUCAGGCCUUGCAGCCGUACAGAAAAGGAUGCAGAGGGGCCUUUCCUGCUUCCCUGGCACAAGAGCACAGUGCACCUGGAGCGGGGCGUGGGGAAAGCCAGGAGAGUGGUCGCUGCUCCCCACCCACGGCUCAGCCUGGGACGUGACGCUCAGAAGCGGCUGCAGAUCCACGUGGCAAAGAAAUGUCUGGAGACCCGUCUGGGGGCCGUCCCCGCUGCAGUGAGACGCUCUUGGCAAAGGCUGCAUCUCGUGUCCCGGCUGCCCCUCCCCAAGCUGAUCCCUGCUGGGGACAGGGCCCCGAAAGCCAGGAGCCCCCUGCUGCCCUUCGUGCACCCGGAGGACGUCUGCCACCUCGAGCUGAAUGUGCAGCACAAACAUCUCACAGCCCUGUGGGGCCUGGGCACUCUCUACACCCAGUCCCUCAGCAGGAUGGUUCCCAGGACGCCCCCUGGGCCGGUUCCACCCCGUGAGGCGGAAGUCGAGUUCUGGGCGCGGGAGGCUCUGUUCCUGGGCCCGGAGGCCAGAGAGGCCCUGGAGCUGCAUGUCAGGAAGAAGAGGCUGCAGCACGAAUGGGGCUUCCCCGCACUCAUCGAACGGUCGCUCAGAGCCUUUGUGCCGGAGCCCCCACUGCCGGGGCCGACCGUAGCCCGCCAGCGCGCCGAGCUGCACGUCCUUGUCCUGGGGCAGAAGCCUUCGCUCAUUGACGAGGACACGAGAGGCCGCCUGGAGCGUCACCUCCGGAAGAUGAUGCUGCAGCGGAGGUGGGGCCUUCCCCGGAGGAUCCAGGAGUCCUUGCGGCUGUUUGCUGCUUUUGCCCCGCCGGCUGGCCCGCAGCUUCCUGGGGCCGGUGGAGAAAGGGGCGUCGGGCAAAGCCGGCUGAGGCCCAGCCAGCCAGACGUCCCCGCAGGGAGCCGCUUGGCAGGAGACAGCAGAACCCAUGGCCUUGCUGCUGAGGGGAGGGAUGAGCUCCAGCGGCACCUCGCGAGGAAGUGCCUAGAGAUCAGGCUGGGGGUGAGUCCGGCCCUGGUGAAGAGAUCCCAGAGAGUGGCCAGGGAGGGGGAGAGGAUCCGCCUCCCUGGGCUGAUCUGCGCAGGCCAGAAGCCCCCCAAGCCCAGGGCCGGCUCCCUGCUCUGCCUGCCACCCCCAGCUGUGAAUACACUGGACAUGAACGUGAGACACAAGCAGCUGGUGCAUUUCUGGGGGCUGCCCACACUGCAGGCGGCGUCUCUGCGGAGGAUGAUGCCGAAGGCUCCAGCUGUGCGGCUGGGGAGUGCAGCAGGGAGGGCCCAGACGCAGAUGGGCCUGGCUGGACGCAUGGGGGCUGAGGAGCCGGAGAGGAAUGGCUCCAAGGUCACGGGGCCGCCUCUGGUCACAGCCAAGGCCAGGGACCAUCUAGAGAGCCACAUCCUGAGAAAGAAGCUCCAGCACGAGUGGGGCUUACCUCGGGUGGUGCUGAGAUCCCUGGACGCGUUCACACCCCCACCACCUGGGAGGGGCCCCCCGAGGCAGGCCCAGGCCCCAGCCAGCGAGAGCUUUGCCACGGGCAGCCUGCUUUUCCUGCACAUGGAAACCAGGGAGCGCUUGGAGUCACACGUCAGGAAACUGGCCCUGGAGCGGAGAUGGGGCCUGCCCAAGAGGAUCCUGGAGUCCUUAAGGAUUUUCCUGCCGCCUGCCCCACCAGGAGCAGAGCCCAGAGGCCAAACCCAGCCCCUCCUCCAUGUCUCCCCUACACCACCCCAAGGUCCUACAGCCCUCUCCACAGGGCAAUCGGAAGAGCUCCAGCCAGGCCCCGGGGAGCCCCUCACCCACCGGUCCCAGCACUGGCUUGAAAUGGGGGUAAAGGAGGGCAAAGCCAGCUGCUCUGAGGCAGUGUCCCAACACACCCUGGGGAGCAGCAGCAGGAGAAGCCAGGAGACCUCCCAGACGAACAAUGGGGAAGGGCCCCCCAGCUCCCCACGCCACUUCCCGGAGGACAAGGCAGAGCUGAAAUCCACCCUGGACUUUCCCAGGAAGAAGGUGCUGGGAAUUUCCCACAGGGCCCAGGAGUCCCAGGGACGAGCCUUGCGCCGCGUGGCCCAUGAGUCUUACCCACAGCAGAGAGAGCAGAGCUCUGAGGAAAGUCCCGGGCAGUGGAGGACCCACGAUGGCAAAGGAGCUCCACGGAUGGCGGGGACUGGCAGGCACUCCCGGAGCUCGUCUGUGGAGACAGCUGUUUGGAAUGAGAAGAGGAUCUUGCGGGAGCUGGAAUCCUGCUUCAGGAGAAUAGCCCGGAGCCGCAGCCGCCAUGGCCCAGGGGGGAAGCAGCCUCUGUCUCUGGAAAUCGUGGGCCACCUGGAAAUGGGCCAUUGCACAUGCUUGGACUGCCCAUGCUGCAAGCUCGAGGUGUGGGACAGCGCCCGCUCUCCAGGGGCCAGCUCUCCUGGGUGGCAGACGCAGCGUAUCCAUGCAAGGGGGUCAGCAACUCUCCUAGAAGACGCGGCAGCUCCAAGCCCUCUGCAUGCUGAGCCCAGAUGGCAGGGGCAGGGCACUCCCAGCAUGGCAAAAGAUGAACCGCCUGCCUCCUCUCCAUCAUCUCUGGAGGACAGCGAGUCCAGGGCCUCUGACUGGUCUGAGGGAGAAAGCUCUCGCGCAGCGUCUCGCCCAGCGCCCGAGGAGCCCACGCUGGCACGGGUGCAUCUUGCUUCUCCGCGAUCCGAAGCACACCGGCUGGACAUCCACCUGGCACAGAAGGCCCUGGGCUCCUUCGUCCUGCCGCCCUGCGUCAUACGCUCCCAGGCCAUCUAUGCCGACAUGGUAGCUGAGCGGCUGAGAGCCGCUGCCCAGGAACACAGGCGGGAAAUGAACAUCCGGCUGAAGCGCAGGAGGGGCCAGAGAAGCCAGCUGGGAGGACCCCAUCAGGAAGCCCUGGUAGAAAGAGCUCGCCCCGCGGGCACAGGAGAGCCGGGAUUCCCGAGAGCUGGCUCCUUGGGCCAGAGACUGAUCAGAGAGUCCCAGAGCCAGGCAAACCAGUACCUGUGUGAGACGUGCCAUGGCCUCUUCACUGCCGGUGAUGAGGGACUCAGCCCCCAGCCCUGUCCUGCCGAGGGGGCUGGGAAGUCAGACGUGGCGAGGACUCAGCUAGAGACUCACGUGCGCCCGAGGAACAGGGAGACGUCAGGUGAUGCCUGCAGAGGGGAGCAAGGUGCAUCCUACCAGCGGUCUCAGGAUCUGGGCCGUGCAGCUGGCGCCCCCCUGUACGAAGGUCCCGCUGGCGCUGAGGAGAUGGUCGGGGACUGGGACAGCGAGGCCGUGGUAGCCUGGGAUGCGGAGGGGGGAGGCAGCCUGGGGUGGAAGGAGAGGAGGGACACCGAGGGGCGACGCGGCAUGAGAGAGAUGCCAGCGGAGAGGACAAGCCCCAGGGCUGGAACCAGCAUGAGGCAAACAGAGGCCCUGGUGCUGACUGAGGCAUCGCCCGGGGUUGAACAGCCGCCCCGUGCACCUCCAGGGAGAGGGGCUGAGUCACCGUCCGUCCCCGGCAAGGGGAACGGCUCCACAUUCAGGGGAAUCAUGCUGGGCUUCCUGAAACGUGUCACCUCCAGGGCAUCAGUGGAGAAGAGAGGGCAGGUCAACAGGUCAGUGGCUGCACCACGGGGAGCCCCGCCGCCCCCUCAGAAACUCGCCCCAUCCCCCAAGAGCGAGACCUUCAACGCCAACGUCCACGUGCGGGCAAAGGUCAGGCAAUGCCAGCUGUGUUCCAGCAUGGAGGAGAUGGACGGUGCUGGGAGAAAGGAGCCAGCCGCAGCCGCUCGGACCAGGGGGCUGCCAGGGAAUGGGGCUCCCCAGGGAUCUGGGGCAGCCUCCCCCAAUGCCAGGCGAGGGGACAGCGUGACCAGGAGAGAAGAACCUUCUCCAGAGGAAACAGGGCCCUCAGCAGAGUAUGGUGGAUACCAAGAGCGGAUGACUUUGAGAGUGACCAAAUGCAGGGAGGGGAAGGUGCAUGACCGCAGUGGGACGCCGGCUGUGCCAGCGGGACCUUCCGCCCCAGGGCCACCACCCCCAGCCUGCCCCACCGCCAGGGACACCAGAACAACCGGCAGUCAGAACAGAGAAGGAGGAAAAGGAGUCUCACAGUCUGGCUCAGCAGCCCUGGGCUCCAAUCAGCCGUCUCCCAUGGAGUCCUCCAGAACAAAGCUCAGAGAGCAGAGGGGUCGGGGACUCAGCCCUUCUCACCCACGGGGCCGCUCCAGGAGCCGGGUGGAAGGCCCGCGGUGCAGCGGCAGGGCCAGAGGACCGGACAGUGAGGGGAUCCUGGCCCGCAGCAGAGAGUGGAGAUCCGGCAGCAGAGGGAGGCCCACCAGCAGAAGAACAAGGUCCAGAAGCAGAGAAGGGGAAUCCCUGGUGGGAGAGGAAGUCCAGGAUCGGCAGGGCACACGCAGGAGGCCAGGCAAGGCCAGGUCACACAGGGUGGCCACACCAGCCAAUGGCGUGGGAGGAAAUGCCACCGAGGACACAUCCGGGACAGUCGGAGUGUCUAACCUGGAGCGCCGUGGGCACCAGGCCAGGCUGGAAACUGAGCUUCCACAGCCAGGGUCAUGUCCUGGCAAGAGCAGCCAGGUGUGCUGGUUCCACCUGCAUCGUGCUCAUGCCCACCUUCGCCACGUACACGACAGAACGCCAGAGCUGCGCGGAGAGAACCUGUGUGCCCUGCGGGAGAGGAUGCAGGCCCGGCGGAGGAAGCUGUCCCCGUCACUCAACAGCGCCGCCUCCGAAGAGGAGAGCCGCCUCCGGGCCUUGGACGAAAGUUAGGGUUGGGGCUUGCAGGUGGCUAAUAAAGCUCAAUUUUGUGUGCAA